Messenger RNA from Uloborus diversus, 1838 nucleotides. RefSeq names its product heterogeneous nuclear ribonucleoprotein K-like. Gene Ontology annotation, molecular function: mRNA binding. The record is from RefSeq and is a predicted model, not a curated record. The coding region runs from base 208 to 1590 and encodes 460 amino acids. Gene Ontology annotation, biological process: regulation of transcription by RNA polymerase II; regulation of mRNA splicing, via spliceosome. NCBI's taxonomy places the organism in Eukaryota, Metazoa, Arthropoda, Arachnida, Araneae, Uloboridae. Gene Ontology annotation, cellular component: cytoplasm; nucleus. The transcript is spliced from 14 exons.
UUGACAUUCAUUUUGUCAUUAUCGAUUUUCAUAGCUGCUAAUCGACGCCGUUCAUUUUUUGUUUUAUCAAACUUGUUCGCCGGGAAAAGUGUUGAAUAUAUUUUUCAACUGCAGAUACGUGUAUUUUAUACUAAAGAACCUAUUUUCUCUACACUGGAAUCGUUUGACCAGUUUUUCUGUUUAGAAUUUUUGUUUUAGUAUUUUAGGAUGACUGAUUCUGAUUCAUAUAAAUCCCUUAAACGUGAAGCACAAGACGAUAUGGAUAAUUGCGAGGGUCCUUCUAAACGUCCUAGGAGUGGUGGUCGUGCAGUUGAUAUUCGUUUCUUAGUACAAAGCAAAAAUGCCGGUGCAAUUAUUGGGAAAGGUGGAUCAAAUAUCAACAGAUUGAGGACUGAGUUCACAGCAAGUGUUACAGUUCCCGACUGCCCUGGCCCAGAACGUAUAUUAGCUAUUGUGGCUGACAUUGAAACCCUAGGAGACAUCUUGUUGGACAUUCUUCCGAAGCUAGAUGAUUACUCCCACCAUCAUAACAUGGAAUUUGAUUGCGAAUUGCGUAUGCUGCUUCACCAGAGCCAUGCUGGGUGUUUGAUUGGGAAAGGUGGAUCAAGAAUAAAAGAAUUAAGAGAGAAAACAGGAGCACAGAUCAAAAUCUUUAGUAACUGUUGUCCAAACUCAACUGAAAGAGUUGUUCAGAUUACUGGCUAUCCUAAUGUUGCUGUGGAUUGUGUGAAAGAAAUUUGUCAUAUUAUUAGUCAGGCUCCUAUCAAAGGUGCCAAUAAGCAGUAUGAUCCUCAUCACUUUAACCCUAUGUUUUCUUCUGAUUAUGGUGGCUUUGAAGAUUCUGGUUCCAAAGGCAGAGGAAGGGGUUCCUUCCGAGGAGGGUUUGGUGGACCAGAUGGUGGUUCUGGCCGAGGAAGAGGAGGAUUUGGAGGAAAUUUUGGUGGCCGAGGACGUGGUAUUAUGGGACAAGGUCCUAAUAUGGGUAAUCGUUGGAAUCAAAUGGGCCCAGGAAAUACCGGUGGUGGAAAUACUGGAGGCUGGGGUGGAAGCGGAUCCAAUUUUGGGAAUAGAAUGAUGGGAAAUAUGAAUGGUGCUAAUUCGGGAAACUUCAUGCCUCAAGGGGAUAAACCAAUGGGCCCUGGAAUGGGUGGCCCUCGACCUCCUAUGAUGAGUUCCGGCAUGGGAUUCCAAGGUGCUGCUGGGGGACCUGGAAUGAACGGCCCUCCGGCCAGAUUCAUGGGCGGUCCUGUAAGACCAAUGAAGCCGUAUAAUACUCCGGUGCCUAACACAGGGGAACUUUUUUCUUCAAAGCCAGUAAUGAAUCCCAGCAAUGGCAUGUAUUCUAUUGUCAUGAAGAUUCCAAAUGAUGUUGCUGGUGCAAUAAUUGGCAAGGGAGGUCAACGUAUACGCAAAAUUCGUCGUGAUUCAGCUGCAAACAUUAACAUUGAAGAAGCAACUCAAAGCACAAACACUCGUAUUAUAACUAUUACUGGUGCUCUUCAACAAGCACAACUUGCACAAUUCUUGAUGCAACAAAGUGUUCGAGAAAACCAAGGUAGUGGAGGAGGAGGUGGAGGCCGUCGGUUUUAAAACUCUCUUUUCACUCAACAUAAUUAGAACUGUUUUGACGACUUCUCUGCAUACUUGCAUCAUCUCAUUUAUGUUAGUGUAAUGUUUUUUGAAAUGCAACUCAUCUCUGUAUAUUGUACAAAAUUGUUUUAAGUUAGAUGUGCAUCAACCAAGUGACAAAGGGUUAUGUUUCCCAUCAUAUUUCAAGGUAUAAGAAAUAAAUUUGUUUUUUAAGUAUGGUAUGCAUUAAUAAAGAUUUUAAAAAUGUA